AGUACAGUAUCGGGUAUCAUUUCAUCCAUUCACCUCGGCAAUCAUUUCACAACCACCACAUCACUGGCAAGAUGAGUGAAGAAGUGUUGUCGACGACGCGGACUGCUGCUCUGUUUGAUAUACUCACUCACUACAACACGUAUGCCGAAAUCCGAGACUUCAGAAAACCAGGCAGCCUUGCUCAAUAUGGCCCACCCUUUCAUUACGAGGACCAGAAGCCAUCCACUUCUCCCGCUCUGCAAACCCUAGUCUCCAGGUUCCUUUUGAACCUGCCAGGGCUGAACAAUCUGCCCGAGAAAUGGUGGAAAGUCCAAUGCCACAAUAUCAUCGAGAACCUCGAGCAUGCCAAUCUUAGUGAGAGUUACGACAAAGGCGUCAUUGGAAGUCGGAAGACCGUUGCCACUGCCAUAUCCGCCUUGGUCGAGUACCCUGUCCGAGGAACCUAUGGCGGCUUGCCAGAGAAGAACAGCCAACAUGCAGACUACGAUACUUCCAAUGCCGAAGAUCUCUCCCGCGCGUUUCGCGAUUUCGUGAACAAUGCCGUCUACGACAACGUCCUCGAAGAAAUGGUCAACAAGACAGCCCAGACAGACAGAUUGGAAGAUCACCCUCCUCUCACCAAAGCUGUACAUGAAUUUGUGCUUGUUAAGUGAGCAAUCUUUCUUGCUUCACUUAUGCAUUAUACCCUCAUAUUGUCACCAAAAGGGCAGUACUUGCUGAAGUUGGUCGACAACGCCAACAAGCUGGUCCCUUAUCUCGUCAUCAAACAAACCGUCAGGAUCGGGAACGUGGCAACCAUGAUCAAUGCCAUGGUCAAGGUCGGAUUGGCCAAGAUGAGUGUUGCCAGCGUCACCAAUUGGAUUGGCCUGACCCAAAAUUCAGACGAAGGCAUGAAUCUCAUGCAGACUAUCAUCUCCACCGUCCUCAACUGGGACAUCAAAGACCUGGAAUCUCGAGCAUCAAAGCUUGAGCGAGAACGUGCCAAACUCGGCAAAGAGCAAUUACGCAUUCUCAAGGAAUAUACAACAAAACCUCAACACGAACAGGAUCGGAUCCGCAAAGAAAGUCUGACACAAUCCAUCUCAAUAGUCGCAGCCAUCCUGAAGGACAGCAAAUGCUCAUCGACCGAACUUACCGACUUCCACCACACACAAGCUCUGGACUACCUAUCCAUCCAGCUAUCGAUCCGUGACCGAAAACAGCUGAUUCAGGUCCUCUGCAAAUCCUCCCCGGACCAUCUUACCACAUCUGUAAGAGAAGUGGUCGACGCCUACGAGCCCGUCAUCCGACGAAUGCACAAGGCCGUCGAUCUGUCCGGCACGGUAACAGAUUUCGAAUACUUCCUGAGAGACCUGAUCAAGCUAGCCAGAAUCCAGACCGACAAGUCCGGCAAAUCAAUCAUACCUACCGUCGGCGACUUCGUCCAGCUUCUCCGGAAACACCAACGUUCAUGUCACGUCUUCAUGCACCAAUGCUGCAAGAACGACAAGGAACUGACGGGCUGGUACCUCGAGUGGGCGAAAGAAGCAGCUUCACAUUUCAAACGGGAGCCCGACACCGACUUCGACCCUAGCAGCGCCGAGUUCCAAGAGAAAGGAGCGGGCAGCCUUACUCCACACCUGCACGACAUGUUCAAAUCCCUCCCGGAGGACAGACAGUCCCAGAUCAUCCCAAUUUUGGAUUCGCACUCCUCGUUCCUGGACAAAAUGCACGCCCAAUCCUCGGCCCGUCUACAGAACGUCCUCAGAUCCCCACCGUCCAAGACCCCAGCCAUCGCAAAGAUCUUCUCCGGCUCCGCAAGUCGACCGCCGUCACGCCCCGCCAGUCCGGGUCCCGGAUCGCCUGUCGAGCGGACUCACAGCGUCCCUCCACCCGAUCCCUCCGACACGAGCAAAGAAAUCAAGGACUCCCCGACACCCGAAGUCUCCUCCUCGCCGGGUCCAGGCUCGUUCCUCGCGCGCUGGCAAGCACUGCUCGAUGCGACCCCGAUCACUCCUCUUACGCAAUCCGGUCCGCCCAAGGCAGCCAGUAGUCCUGAGGUCGUCCAGUCGAGCGCCACCGAUGUCGACGGCUCCAGACUCGUGAAUUUCGGCCAGGAAGAGGCCAAAGGCGAGAGAAUCCGCGUCGACCAGGGUCCUACCAAGAGAAAGAGUUCGACGCACGAGGCACGCGAGAGGCAGAAACAGUUGAAGAUCGUCAUUGAUGCCAUGGGCGAGGAUUUCAGGAACCUGUUGGCCGAGAAAACUUGCUAUUGGUAGUAUCCUCGAUGCGAUUGUUCGGUUUUCGAAGACACCUCAGUUGAACCCCAAAAUAAGAAACGCUGCAUGGAGUAGGAUAGGACCAUCCCUUCCUCAGGGCAUGCAAGUGCCGAGAUUCGUGUCCGUUGGUCCAUUUGCCGCGUCGAGGUGAUCCAGCCGCCAACUCACGAACGCAGACGACUGGCAACCCUUGGGGGGAAUCUCAUUGAAAAGGCUUGGCCACAGUCUCUGGAGAAUAUACUAUCGGACCUGGUGCAACGCUCGCGAGAUGUAUCAUUUCCAGAACAGAAAAUUCGACGCGGAGACAACCAGAAGACGUCAUCAUAGACUCUGGCGCAAGAGCAAUAGGCGCAUUUCCAGCCAACGAGCACGUCAACCACUGCACUUCCUCCCUUUGACUCCAGCAGGCCUUCGUCUUGGCCUCGAAUACGCUUGGGCAUGUAUGAGCCGAGCACGCGGAAACCAAUGCGUUCCCCAGGCGGGAAGAGCCACGUUCAACGAGUCCGGUUGGCAUCGUACGCAGACCGGUGCAGUAAUCCACUUACGCUAUAAGGUCGGUUCAAGAUCAUAGCAUAGCACCAUAUAGCGUCGGAGUCAUCGCCAUCUGGAUAUGGAUAUGGAUGUCUCUCACCCUGGGAGGAACAUGAUAUAGCAUCGAACUCAAGCUUGGAGAGUUUAACCUUUUUGUCUCAUUUCAACCUCCAUCUCUGUUAGAAACAGAGCGGAAAUCUCAUAGAUUAUAUCUUCA
This is a messenger RNA of Exophiala xenobiotica, 3006 nucleotides long. RefSeq lists its product as hypothetical. NCBI's taxonomy places the organism in Eukaryota, Fungi, Ascomycota, Eurotiomycetes, Chaetothyriales, Herpotrichiellaceae. Gene Ontology annotation, molecular function: phosphatidylinositol binding. The transcript is spliced from 3 exons. Bases 675 to 2258 code for a protein of 527 amino acids. The record is from RefSeq and is a predicted model, not a curated record.